UUUCUAUAUCCAUCGUCCGACAUCACAUAUUAUUUCAUUUCUUCCUUCUUUCCCAAUAAUAAUAAUAAUGCCUCCUCUCUUCUUAUUUCCCCAAAAAAUGUUGGAAAAAUUGACUAGAACUAUUACCCGUCCGCUUCUAAUAAUCUGUAGUACAGAUUAUUUAUGUUUAAUCCCAACUUAGUGGGAUGUCUUCCGUUAUUAUACUGCGGUGACCUGUGACUGGUUGAGUCAGUCAAACUUAAAAAAAAAUAAGUAAUGCAUCAUGUAGGCCUUAUCCUCAUCCUCCUGACCUAGCUAACCAUGAAUCUGAGUUCGUAGGAACAGGGAAUUUGCUGAAAGGUUUGGGUCAAGCAAAACCGGAAAGGUUGUAAAAUACUAAAAAGGGAAUGGCUUUAAAUAUUGUAGUUACUUUGAAGAUGUGGCAUGGAGGUACAUAUAAGAAGGAUAGUAGAGGAAAUUUAGAGUAUGUUGGUGGUCAAUUUAGAUGUUUUGAUUUGGAUGCUGAUGAACUAUGUUGGUUUUGGUUAGAGGACUUAGCUGGCCAGUGUGGGAAAUAUAGUAGCAUAGAUGAAAUCUAUUACUUGGUCCCUGGUAAGACUUUGGAGACAGGUUUGAAAAGUGUUAAGUGUGAUGCUGAGGUGAGGGGAAUGUAUAAUGUAGUAAUGCAAUGCAGUACUAUAGAUUUGUACAUAAACAUGGAGUCAGUACACUUGAACUUGUAGGGUUGCUGGAAGGGAGUGGGGAAAAUAGAGGUACUGUUGCACAAACUACCCAAGGAGGUAGUGGUGAAGAAACAAAUACUUCUGAUCUAAAUGAAUCUGACCCCUUUGAUGAUGAUAAUGUUGAUUCAGAACACAAUGCAGAAGAUGAAGAUGCUGAAAUGGAAGAUGAACAUGAUCUAGAGGCCCCGUUAUUUGGGUCAGAUAAUGACACUAGUGAUGAAGAAUUCAUGGAGUCUAGAAGAAGAGUUACAGGGUGGAAUUCAAAUGUUGUUCACAUUGCAAAACAGCUUGAAAAGGAAGCUGUUGAAGGCGUGGUAGGGGGUAAAAAGGCAUCAUCUACAGGGUGUACUGAUGAUGGUGGUUCAGAUGAGAAUGAUUUUGUCAGUGAGUAUGAAAAAUCUGAAGAAGAUAUCCACACACUUGUGGACAGUGAUAAUGAAGAUAGUCUCUGAAGAAACAAAAGAGAUAAAAUUGUUGUAAUGGAUGCACAUACAGAUUUCAAUAAGUUGAAGUGGCUGGUUGGUAUGCGGUUUGAAAACAUAGAGAAAUUUAAGGAUGUAGUUGCUAGGUUUGCAAUAUCUCAAGGCAGAAAUCUGAAGAUCAAUGUCAGUAGUAAGGGUAAACAACAAAGGGUUGGUGCUAAAUGUGUUGAUGGUUGUCCUUUUAGAUUGUAUGAAAGUUGGGAUAGUAGGAGGGUUAGGUUUGUGGUUAAGUCUGUCCAAGGGGAGCAUAAUUGUAAUGGGAACAUGAAAAAGAAUAGGUAGUUGAAGGCUUCAUGGGUGGCAGAGCAAUUCCUAGAAGUGUUUAAGUCUAGACCUCACUGGUCAGCAAAAGAAGUAAUUGAGACCAUUGGAAGAGGUUCUAAAGUUUUUGUUAAGAGGGACUAUCCAUUCAAAGUCAAAUACCAUGCACAUAGGAAGCUCCAUGGUAGCAUGAAAGAUCACUAUAAUAAGCUAGGAAGAUAUUUGGAAGCCUUAAACCAAGCUAACCCCCUCACCCACUUCAAAUUACUCACAGACCCUAACCCUCAAACCCCCCUCCCCCCACCUUCCAGCGCUUCUUUGUAUGAUUCAAUGGGAUUAAAGAUGGGUGGUUGAGUGCUGGUAGGAAAGUUUUGUGUGUGGGUGGGUGCUUCAUCAAAACAUUUCUUGGAGGGAUGCUACUCUCAACUGUGGGGACUGGGGAGAGACUCCAAUGAGCAGAUGUUCCUAUUAGCAUGAGCAGUAGUAGAAGGUGAAAACAAUUGUAGUUGGGAGUGGUUUAUGUCUGAGCUGAAGAAAAAUGUAGGAGAGUCUGAUGGUUCUGACCUGACUUUUAUUUCAGAUGAACACCAGUCUAUAUUGCGUGCAGUGUCAAUAGUGUUUCCACUGGCAGAGCAUAGACACUGUGCACGCCAUGUUUAUGCUAAUUGGCACAAAACUCAUAAGGGAGAUGAAUUGAAAAUGAUAUUCUGGAAAGCAGUGAAAGCCUACAAUGAAGCUGAUUUAAAUGAUGCACUACAUGAAAUGGAAAAGGUAAGUCCAAGUGCUAUGGUUGCCUUCAAGGCAUGUAAUCCCUAUGUCUUUUGUAUAGCCUAUGUUAGGAGAAACAUUAGGUGUGAUGUCAUUGUUAGCAACAUAGUUGAAACAUUUAAUGGCUACACAAUCAAUGCUAGAAGAUAUUAUGGGUGCCUUGAAGCAAAGAAUGGUGAUGAAAAGGCGGGCUAUGGAAAAAGUGUGGCUGUGAUCUGUCCUAGAAUUAUGAGUGAAGUGUCUUUUCAGGUCAGCCAUUAUUUAGAUACUUUGACUAUCAACCUUGAAAGUCAGAGUUGUACUUGCAGAAAAUGGGACCUUAGUGAUAUUCCAUGUUGUCAUGCAGUCUCUUGUAUGUUUUUUUAUCAAUGCAGCCCCUGAGGAUUAUGUUAAUGAGUGAUAUAGUAGAGAGGCAUAUCUGAAAAUGUACUCUGGUGGCAUUGCCCCAUUAACUGGAGAAAGGCACUGGCCAAAAGUGGACUUCCCUUUUGACCCCCACCCAUAAACAUUGGCCCUGGCAGACCAAUCAAAAAUAGAAUUAAACCUGCCCAUGAGGUGUAACACCCCGGCCCCACCGGACCCGAGGUAGUUACUCCAGACCAAUAGUACUGUCCCCACAAACCACCAUGAGCCUUUACCGCGCACUUUGUCCUCACUCAUGCGCGCCCUGAGAAACUUCCCAGGGGGUCACCCAUCCCAAGACUACUCCCGUGCAAGCACACUUAACUUUGGAGUUCUUGGGUGAUGAGCUCCCUUAAAAGGAGAUGCACCUCUGUUGGUAUGAGUAGUACUAUUAAUCCUCUUAAAUUAAUCUCGGGUAUUACAAUCACCCCCACUUAGGAUCGCAACGUCCUCGUUGCGCCCUUAAACCAAUCUCAAUCACACCCCAGAAUCUUUUCCCCUGCUAAGUGCCCGCCCGAUAUCCAACGGAUCAACACACUGUCGCAGGGUUGCUCUGAUACCACCUGUAACACCCCGGCCCCGUGGGACCCGAGGUAGUUACUCCGGACCAAUAGUACUGUCCCCACAAACCACCACAAGCCUUUACCGCGCACUUUGUCCUCACUCAUGCGCGCCCUGAGAAACUUCCCAGGGGGUCACCCAUCCCAAGACUACUCCCGUGCAAGCACGCUUAAUUUUGGAGUUCUUGGGUGAUGAGCUCUCUUAAAAGGAGAUGCACCUCUGUUGGUAUGAGUAGUACUAUUAAUCCGUUUAUAUUAAAUCUCAAGUGUCACAUGAGGACCCAAAGAAACCUUGGAAAUUAACUAGACAUGAGGUUGAAAUGUCAUGUAGUAUUUGCAAAAGUAAGACCCACAAUAAGAGUAAAUGCCCUGAUAAAAACAAGUCUGUGGACCCUGAGCCCAAAAGGAUUAGGGGAAGACCAAGAAAACAGAUCCAGGAUGUAGCUACCUCUAGCAGUCACACAACAGCAGCUGUUCCAUCUAGAAUUGGCAGAAGAGGCAUGGUAAUUCAUGGCAGAGGAGUGAUUAGAGGUGGAAGCAAAGUGGCUAGGGGUGGAAGAGGAAGAGGGCAUCUUCUCGUGGGAUAUCGUGUAAUUGUUGAUGAGAAGGGGCAUACUUGGACGAAUAGGACAACAAGGAGGGCCAACAAAUCUGUCACAAACAUGAAGUGGCUAUUCAACAAUGAAGGAGUGAAGAGUAGGAGUGAAGAGGGCUGUUAUGUUUCACUAGACUAAUGUUGUGUUAAAUGUUAUUGUGUUUGUAAGGAUAAUGAUGAAGUUGUAUUUCAUCUGUUUCAUGUUUCUGUAUCUGUGGCACUGUAGUGAAUUUGAUUUGAGUAAUGUUUGUCUGAUUUAAGGAUAAUGAUGGAUAUUUG
Messenger RNA from Cuscuta epithymum, 4069 nucleotides. Lineage: Eukaryota; Viridiplantae; Streptophyta; Magnoliopsida; Solanales; Convolvulaceae. The record is from the annotation of a GenBank genome assembly.